CUUGGCUAAGGUUUAUUUCCAUUAGACGCAGCCACAUGAGUGAAUCUCAGUGACUGUACUCAAACAUUUCCAAAAUGAUGGAUUUGUUUACAAUAUUGUUAAUUAUCAGUCUUACUUCUGUCUCCAAUUGUAGUCUAGCUUUGAAGUUGGAAGACAACGACAAUGAACUGGUUUUUGCAAGCAUUGUUUACAGGCAUGGAGAACGGAACCCAGAUAGUUUCUACACUAACGACCCAUACCAAAAUUUGUCGUAUUGGCCGGAUGGCUUAGGAGCAUUGACAGAUAGAGGAAAGAAAGAACAAUUAAAACUUGGGAAAUGGCUGAGAAGGCGGUACGACCCCUUGAUCGUGGACGGAAGAUACUCGCACGAUCUCCUGUACGUCCAGAGCACGGACGUCGACCGUACCAUAAUGAGCGCUCUUGUAAACCUAGCUGGCAUGUUCUACCCAUCUCAGCAGGAGAGGUGGAGCAGCAUCAACUGGCAGCCCAUACCGGUACACACCGUUCCGAAACACCUCGAUAAGGAGCUUCUUAUAAUGCUGACUAAAUGUCCGAAAAUCAAAGAGGAGGAAGAACUUAUAAAAGAGAAUCCGAUUGUGAAGCAGUACAAUGAAGAAAACAGCCGUAUGUUCAUUGAACUGGCGAAACACACGGGCGAAACUACUCCUCUAAAUCCAUCAAAAACGCGCACAAUAUACACCAAUCUCAACAUAGAAUCCCAGACACUAAUUAACUUCAGCAUUCCCUGUUGGGCGAAAUGCUAUUAUCCCGAACCAAUGAGCCGAGUUUCUGUUUUCAGUUUAAAAAUGUUGACAAUGACGAAAACACUGAAGAGACUCAGAGGAGGGCCAUUAUUGAAGGAGAUUAUAACACACAUGAAAGAAAAAAAAGACGGGAGUUUGAAGCAGAAACUCUGGAUGUAUUCGGCUCACGAUGUAACUUUAACCUGUUUGCUGGAUGCGAUGGGAGUCUUCGAACCCCAUAUCCCACCUCUGUCAGCAACCGUUAUGGUCGAACUGAGAAAGAACAAAAAUAAGGACUAUUUUGUUUCGGUACACUACAAGAACUCCACUGAGGAACCAUUCGUGCUCGAGAUUCCGGGAUGUAUACCAUCUUGCCCGUUGCACAAGUUCGAGUCCCUGCUGUCGGAUGUGAUCCCAGAAGACUGGGAAAAGGAGUGUCACAGCAAUGAGCCUGCUGAUGUCACUUUCGAAGAUUACUGGUGGUUAAUGGAAGAACAUUACUACAGUAAUAUUUCUACUGCAGCAUUAGAAUGCGGAGCUCGCUCACGUGGUUCAAGAAAAUAAAUGUUAGGAGAUUUUGAUGUCUUAUGCUUUAUACCUACUAUUGGAAGGAAGUUACUCAUCUAUGCUACGCUCAGGUCUUAUCAUUACUCUAUUUUUCGUUUUCUAUGUUGUAUUAUGUAAGUGUAUAUAUAAACGUUUAAGCGCUUAAGUGGAUAUAUUUGUAUAUUGAAAAAAAGAAAGAAAAAUAAUUAUAAAAAUUUAGUUCUAGUCCUUUAAAAAUAUCAAUGUGAUAAAUGCUAUAACAGAUUGAGAACUUGGUCAAAUAAAUUGCAUGCAUUGAACCAUUUCUCUUAUACUUUAUUACUAACAUUAAACGUAAAUAAAAAAAAAAUAUUUAAAAACAUUCUUAAAAUUCUAACCUGAUUACUAACUAACAAAUUGUAAUUAGCAAAUAUAUUGGAAACUAACACUGUGAUUUGUAAAUCUCACGCCAAAUUUAUUUAAUAAUUAUAUUACUAACCAAUUGUAGUUAUUCAAGAAAUUUAU
This is a messenger RNA of Nezara viridula (southern green stink bug), 1793 nucleotides long. NCBI's taxonomy places the organism in Eukaryota, Metazoa, Arthropoda, Insecta, Hemiptera, Pentatomidae. The record is from the annotation of a GenBank genome assembly.